AUGCCCAUCCACAGAUCAAUUUAUAGAAUCACGCCUCUGGAAGCGUCCACAGUUCAAAGUAUAACUAAUGAUAUUGAGCUUGAUGAUUUAUGGGUUGAUAUUGAAGGUGAUGCAGCUGUCAAUACACCAAAUGAAGAAAGUCCACCACCAGUCAUAACAGCAACAACAAAUCAAUGGAUCAUACUUCUUCAAAACAUAUUCAAGAGUCCUUUUGUUUAUCUAGAUAUAAUGAUAACUUUCUUACCAGGUAAAAUAGCUAAAUGGUUAGAUUUCCCAAAAUUGAAUGCUAAUUAUAAAUUGAAUGAAUUGUUAACAACAUGUAUCUUUGACAAAACAGAAUAUAAUGCCUUGGUGAAAUUUAAUGCUUCUUGGAGAUGGAAAUGGAUAUAUACUGAUAUUGCUACUGAUGUGUUAUCUCAUAUUGGUAUUUUUUCGUUUGUAUUGGCAUUGAUUUAUUCAAUGAUUAUUUAUUAUGUUGAUCAGGAUAGAUUUGAUGAAGUGAAAUAUAUAAAGGUUCAUACAAUGACGAAUCUUUACAUCAUAGUGUAUUUGUUGUUUAUGAUAACCUUGUUGACUAUUAUUCUGACUUUUUGA
Messenger RNA from Hansenula ciferrii, 594 nucleotides. RefSeq lists its product as uncharacterized. Lineage: Eukaryota; Fungi; Ascomycota; Saccharomycetes; Phaffomycetales; Wickerhamomycetaceae. The transcript has a single exon. The record is from RefSeq and is a predicted model, not a curated record. The coding region runs from base 1 to 594 and encodes 197 amino acids.